UGAGGCCAUCGCCCGCUCACUCCUGGCCUUUAUGCUUAUGUCCGGCCUGUUGUCAGAUUUCACUCUUCCUGCGCCCGAGGUGGAGCUGUGAUAACAACGGCAUCGGCAGAUCCUGUCUGGUCCCUAGUGACCUGAGGGGGGCUGCUCACCAGCCCUGAGCCUGAGUCUUCCUCCGCCACACGGCCUAACAGCCUGUGCUUUCUGCUUAGUUGUAAGAGAGUGAAGCCUGCCUGGAACCCUGGCGGCAGGCCCCCCGGGAUGAUCUGGGCAUGGCCUCUGGAGCCCCAGAGCAGAGCAGCCAGAUGGCAGAGGAGACCCCCAGCUUCCUGGACGAGUUUCUCCGCGACUUCCCAGCCCCACUGAGCGCAGAGAGCCCUUUGCCAUGGAAGAUCCCGGGGACGGUGCUGAGCCAGGAGGAGGUGGAGGGCGAGCUGGCCGAGUUGGCAUUGGGCUUCCUGAGCAGCAGGAACGCUCCGCCACCACUUGCUGCAUCUCUGGCCCAUGAAGCCGUUUCCCAGCUGCUGCAGACAGACCUUUCCGAAUUCAGGAAGCUGCCCAGGCAGGAGGAGGAGGACAGCGCGGAAGUGGAGGAGGAGAAGGCCCCUGUGACCUUGCUGGAUGCCAAGGGCCUGGCGCUGAGCUUCUUCAACCGGCUCUGGGACGUAUGCAGCCAGUGGCAGAAGCAGGUGCCCUCGACUGCCCGGGCUCCGCAGCGGCAGUGGCUGGUCUCCAUUCAUGCCAUCCGGAACACUCGCCGCAGGAUGGAGGACCGGCAUGUGUGCCUUCCUGCCUUCAACCAGCUCUUUGGCCUGUCCGACCCCGUGGAUCGCGCCUACUUUGCAGUGUUUGACGGUCACGGAGGAGUGGAUGCCGCGAGGUACGCCGCUGUGCAUGUACACGCCAAUGCUGCUCGCCAGCCGGAGCUGCCCACACACCCCGAGGGAGCCCUCAGAGAAGCUUUCCGGCGCACCGAUGAGAUGUUCCUCUGGAAAGCCAAGCGAGAGCGGCUGCAAAGUGGAACCACAGGCGUGUGUGCACUCAUCACGGGAAGGACCCUGCACAUCGCCUGGCUGGGGGACUCCCAGGUCAUCCUGGUGCAGCAGGGACAGGUGGUGAAGAUGAUGGAGCCACAUAAACCCGAGCGACAGGACGAGAAGGAGCGCAUCGAAGCGCUGGGUGGCUUCGUGUCGUACAUGGACUGCUGGAGAGUCAACGGGACCCUGGCCGUCUCCAGAGCCAUCGGGGAUGUCUUCCAGAAGCCCUACGUGUCUGGAGAGGCAGACGUGGCCUCCCGGGAGCUGACCGGCUCUGAGGACUACCUGCUGCUGGCCUGUGAUGGCUUCUUUGACGUCGUCUCCCACCAGGAGGUGGCCGGCCUUGUGCAAAGCCACCUGGCCAGGCAGCGGGGCAGCGGGCUGCAUGUCGCCGAGGAGCUGGUGGCUGCAGCCAGGGAGCGGGGCUCCCAUGACAACAUCACGGUCAUGGUGGUCUUCCUCAGGGACCCCCGAGACCUGCUGGAGGGGUGGGCCCAGGGGGCCGGGGAAUCCCAGGCUGACAGGAGAAGCCAGGACUUGCCCUCUGCCCUCUCAGAGCCAGAGAACAACACCCCAUGGAGAAGCUAGGAGGCCCAGGGCUCCGGUGGUCCCCACCCUAUGACCCUUCCCCUCAGAUGCCAAGGACCCAAUAGGCAGGGGUGGGCAGGCGGCACCACCCAAGCAGUGCUUUUCCCUGGGAUCCCUGAGCCCCUGUGCUGCUUGCAUCAGCCCCUCCUGGUGGCUGUGGCACUGCAUGGGGCGUGGGUAUCACUCCUUGCUCGUGACAGGCAGUGGGACAGAGGAAGCCUUGCCAGAGAGAAGAUGACCUGGGAACUGGACUGGCUCUUGAUCCCCACGAGGUGGGGGUGGAACCAGAGGCCGCAGUCACUGGCUGCAGCCAGACCAAAGACACCGGCAUGUGUGCGGGGCAGUGGCGCGCUGCGGGGGGCUCUUGGGCAGACCCAGAGCCGUGGGUCUUUGCAAGCGCGUCCUGGGCACCCAGCACAGGUUUUUUCCUCCAUUCCUCAUAGGCCACAGCUGGGAGGGCUCGCGUCGGCAGACGCACCUGGCUGGGCUCAGCUGGCCGAGCUCGCUUCCCAGACAGGAGAGGAUCUAGGAUUGCAUCUGCAGUGGUCGCCCGCCUGCGUCAAGGCAGCCGGGACACGUGUGGCCCUGGCCUCAGUGGUCCCUCUCGUCCCCCGAAGGGGCAGGGGAAGCUCAGAGAUGCUGCACUCGUCUUUUGUGUUGUUGUUGUUUUCCAGGGAAAAGUCUAGUUCAGAAGCAGUAUUUCCGGUUUUGUCUUUGUUCUGUCAGUGCCAAAGUGACCUGUUGUGUCAAAUAACUUAAGCAGAGCUUAGCAUUUAUUUUAAUCCUUAGAAACUUACGUAUUGGUUGUUGUUGGUUUUUUAGGGGAAACUUCUUUUGCAGUAUUACUGAAUUUUUUUCUUAAAUCAAGAUUGAAAUAAAAACCAUUCCAGGUAGUGUUAAUAAGCCAUUCAAGUGCCUUAAACGGUUUUAGGGAAGGCUAGAUCUGCCGGGCCUAUGAUGAGUUCCAAUAGGCAUGGUUAAGUUUCCACAAGAGCAGAAUUUAUUUUGUUACAGAGGGUGGUUUAGGCUAGAAUUCUCCCUACAGAGUUCUUUCUGCCUCUCUGAGAUGUGCCACUGACAGUCAGCAAGGUGGUUCCUAAGAGCACGGGCUGUUCCGUGGGGCCCGGGCCAGACUCAGGGCCCCGGGAACUGAUCCCCACCUUCCUUGGCCCUGCCACUUGGUAUCUGGCUGGACCCUAAGCUGAGGGCCCGAGCUCCGUGAGCAGGCACGCCCUUGCUGCUGUUUGGAAUGUUCCAGAAUGUCUUGUGUUGGUAGUUGGAUGGGUUUCAUUCGGUAACACAUUCUCGGAGGCUCUGGUAAGUCUGCAGGUCUGUUUGGAGGCAGCAGGGAUGUGGCUGGGAGUCUGUCCCACCCGCCGGACGGAUGCCCCUCUUCCUGCCAAUAGCUGGCAGCCUCUGCUGCCUUGACUGCCUGUGAGAGAGCUCGUCCGGGUCCCCGGCUGCCCUGGGAAGGUGACGCUCAGGGGACUUCGUUUGCUCACAUCAGUGGGCGCUACAACUGCUGUGUGGAUUGAAGGUGGCAGGGCUGGGUGAGGGCUCCAGGCAGAGGUCAGGCCUGGGGGGAGAUGGGUGUCCGGUGGGAGGACCUGGGCUUGCAGGGGUGGGCAGGGCUGCUGCAGGCAGAGGCUGGCAAGUCUGGGAGGGACAGUGAGUUGCUUAACUGAGGCUUCAACAGAAGGUUGCCUGGGGGCUGGGGUAGUGGGAGGAAGCUUGGUGCCGGGUCCCCAAAGCCAGGAGUCCUGUAGAGGCCUUCUGAGUCCACUCACAGCUGCAGAGCCCCAGGAAGAUCUGCCUGGGGAGCCCCCUGACCUCAGUGGCGGGGAUGAUGAGAGGAUGUUUUAGGGAGAGGCCGUUGGUCCAUCCAACAGGAAGGGAAGGAGCCAUGGGGCCACCCGCAGGUUCUGAGUUUAUCCCACCCCCGCAGCAGGAUGAGGACGCUGAGGCCAUGCAGUCAAUGCCUUGCUCAGGGCCUCAUGGUAAAAAGCAUCUUAAACAUGGUCACUGCAAUUCGGAGAAUGUUUGGCAGCCAACAUGACCAUGUGUUACCCCAUUUAACUUGAAGGCCCGCUGCCUUCUGGGGGCCAGAAGCCUCCUCGUCAGCCCCUCCCAGCACAAGGCUGGCAGCAGGCUGGAUGUGGCCCCACCCUCCACUACCAGCCUGGCAUCCUGAGGGCAUGACCUUAAUGGAGGGAGGGAGGGAGCAAUGGGCUUGUUUUUCUCUUCUUUGCUCAUCGUACUCCGUUGAUUGCUGCCAAGAGAGGAGCUUCAGUGCGUGGAGUCUGGAUUCCACCACUUGGUGGCCUGAUCUGUGCCCUGAUCUGAGGCUCCACCAGGACAUUUCUCCAGGCUCGUCCUGACACCUCUCCAACCCCGAGCCAGGCUGCUGGAAUCAACCCCUCACCCCCAACAGGCCCUGAGCAAGGCAUUGCUGUCGGGGUGGCUGUCAGCCCAGGGAGUCCUCGUUAUCCCGCUGCUCGGGGGCUGGCCUGUGCAAGCGCCUAGGCACAGAGCAGGUCUUUUCCAUCUGUGCUGGGCUGCACUGGGAGCCACCGGGCAUCUUCAACCACCGGGCAUCCUGGCCCACUUCCUCUUCAGGACACAGUCCCUGAGGGCCCCUGGCUGAGACACUGGUCUGAAAACCUUGGUCCCCUUCUCAAGUCCCAGCUUUGCCACUAGCUUAUUGAUCAAGCUGAGUAAGUCGUUGCAUUUCCCUGGGACUCAGUUUCCCCUUUGUAGGGCACAGGGUUGCUCGGAGUCUGCAGCAGCUCCAGGAAUUCUGGAGGUGCAGGGGGUACUUGGGGGAACCCAGCACAUCCUGGGGAGAUGCUGCCAGUGCUGAGGGCCCUUCCCCCACCGCCAGCAGGGAGGGGGUGAAUAAGUUUUACUAGUGUCUAUUCUUAAAAUUAAGUGGGUUGGAAAAGAAUUGAGCUGCUGAUGCCAGCGCCUUAUAAGGAAUACAAAAGCUGGAGAAUUGCAGCCUUGCUUUUACAGGUAGAGCUGAUCCGGAGCCAGCAGGGGUGGGAGAGGCAGGCAGCUGAGGGGGAGGGCCUGGGAGAGAGGCAGCACAGCUGGGCCCUGGGCUCCCCAGGGCGGCUGCUCAAACUCCCAACCCUCUGAAAUCCUGAGGUGAUUGCAUAGCCUCCCUGGCCCAGCCUGUGCUCAGCAUCCAGGGCCAGGAAGUGGGUGUGUUUCAGGGAGAGAGCAACAGGGCGCUCACUGAGGUCCUGGGUCAGCUUUUGGCCGCCCCCUGCCUUUGGCCAUAGCCCUGUCUCCCGUCCUGUCCUCCCUGGCCCACACGUAGUCCCUGGCCUUGCCCCUUCCCCAGCUACCUCAGCAGUAUUCCCGGGGCCAGGGGCACAGUUCUGACAGCUCCUAGGCCUGGCUCCCAUGCCAGCUAAACGGAAACUAGGUGGGUUUGUGCAAAAUGAGCCAUUUGGUUUGAUUCUGCCUGUAGCCCAAAGGGGCAGCUGCCUGGGGGCCUUUUCCAAGGCUCCACAACUUUGCCAAAUUCGCUGAGCUUUGCCAUUCACGUACUGUGCCAGCCUUGCCAAGGAUUUAUCUGUGCACAUUUCAGUGAGGUUCUGUGGAG
Myotis brandtii (Brandt's bat) is the source of this 5232-nucleotide messenger RNA. It is a transcript of the gene PPM1F, whose product is annotated as protein phosphatase, Mg2+/Mn2+ dependent, 1F. NCBI's taxonomy places the organism in Eukaryota, Metazoa, Chordata, Mammalia, Chiroptera, Vespertilionidae. Gene Ontology annotation, cellular component: cytosol. Bases 270 to 1622 code for a protein of 450 amino acids. The transcript is spliced from 8 exons. Gene Ontology annotation, molecular function: cation binding; protein serine/threonine phosphatase activity. The record is from RefSeq and is a predicted model, not a curated record. Gene Ontology annotation, biological process: negative regulation of protein kinase activity; protein dephosphorylation.